AAUCGCCCCACCACUCCGUGAAGACACUGCAAGUUGCACGUCCGACAGUUUUUGGCUAACCAUACGUCAAUCACAGCAUGGUUCGCAAACGCUUGGACGACCGGGUGCGUGCACUGUUGGAGCGCUCCGUCGUGACGGGCCAGCGAUCCAUGCUGGUCCUGGUCGGCGAUCACGGCAAGGAUCAAGUGCCCAAUCUGCACCAAAUAUUGACGAAAUGUUCCGUACAGGCCCGUCCCAAGGUGCUCUGGUGCUACAAAAAGGAACUCGGCUUUUCGACCCACCGCAAAAAGCGCAUGAAGAAACUCAAACGCGACAAAUCCCGGGGAUUGGUGGGUGGGGAAGCCGACCAGGCCGAUAACUUUGAACUCUUUGUCAGUCAAACCGACAUUACCUGGUGUUAUUACAAGGACAGUCACCGCGUGCUGGGAACCACCGUUGGUGUGCUCGUCUUGCAAGACUUUGAAGCCUUGACACCCAAUCUCAUGGCCCGUACCAUCGAAACCGUGGCCGGCGGUGGCUUGGUCAUUUUCUUGCUCCGGACGGUCAAGUCGCUCAAACAGUUGUACGCCAUGAGUAUGGACGUACACGCCCGGUACCGCACAGAGUCCGCUGGUGACCUGGUCCCACGCUUCAACGAGCGAUUCAUUUUGAGUUUGGGAAAAUGUCCCAACUGCUUGGUGUGUGACGACGAACUCAACGUACUACCGGUGAGUCGCAAAGCACUGAACGACUUGUCGCCAAACGCCGGUUGGUCCAAGGGUGAUGCCGGCGAGGUAAUUGUGCAGGAUACACCGGAGCAACGGGAUUUGAAGGAAAUUCAAGAAGCACUCCUGGAUACACCCCACGUUGGUGUGCUAGUGGAGCUAACGAAAACACUGGAUCAGGCCAAGGCCUUGUUGGUGUUUUUGGAAGCCUGUUCGGAAAAGACACUCAAAUCGACGGUAGCCAUGACGGCCGCUCGUGGUCGGGGAAAGUCGGCAGCCAUGGGAUUGUGUCUCGCUGGCGCCAUUUCGCUGGGAUACUCAACUAUCUGUGUGACCGCCCCGGAACCGGAAAACUUGGUCAGCGUCUUUGACUUUCUAUGCCGCGGUCUCAAGGCACUCAAAUAUCAAGAACACAUGGACUAUAGUGUAACGUACAAUUCAGCCAGUGGUCGCGAACAGACCAAGUGUAUCACGGCCAUCAAUGUACAUCGUAGUCACCGGCAGGUGAUCCAAUACGUUGAUCCAGCGGAAACGGACAAGUUUACGAGCGCCGAAAUUGUGGCCAUUGACGAAGCUGCAGCAAUUCCGUUGCCCGUUGUGCGAGCUCUCAUGAGCCACCCAGAUCGCUUGACUUUUUUGAGUUCGACUAUUAACGGAUACGAAGGUACCGGUCGUGCUCUUAGAGGACGGCACGCCGAGAUGCAGGCCGCCUCUUCCGCAGCAAACUCUAUCGUUGGAGCAAAAUCGAAAAAGGGCGAGGCCAAAGUUCAUGAACAACGGUGGGCCGCAGCAGCGGCUGCAAUUCUGGAAGCCAGCGAAGAAAUCGAACUGCUGACGCCCAUUCGAUAUGCACACGGCGAUUCAGUCGAAGCAUGGCUCAAUAAGCUCCUUUGUUUGGACUGUGGAUCAGCGUCUAACUUGAAACUGAACGGAGGGGCUCCUGCUCCAGGCGAUUGUGAACUUUACAGCGUAGAUCGUGACGCUCUUUUUUCUUUCCACAAGUUAUCCGAAGCUUUCUUGCAGAAGGUCAUGGGACUUUACACGAGUGCUCAUUACAAGAAUUCACCCAACGAUUUGCAGAUGCUCUCUGAUGCUCCAGCUCAUUCACUUUUUGUACUGCUUUCGCCGUCGGCUGAACAAGAUGCAAAUUCUCUCCCGGAUGUUCUUACCGUUGUUCAAGUGGCCCUAGAAGGACGUAUCUCUAGAAAGGCUGUCGAAGCGCAGCUUGCCCGAGGACAUCGCUCGGCCGGCGAUUUGAUUCCUUGGACAAUUUCUCAGCAAUUUGGUGACUCUAAAUUUGCUCAGUUGAGUGGAGCGCGAAUUGUGCGUGUUGCUGUCCACCCUUCGGUGCAAGGAAUGGGAUACGGGUCCAGGGCGAUCGAACUUCUUUACCGAUUCUACAACGAAGAAAUGGUUUCGCUCGUCAAUGACGAAGGUAACGAUGAUGCUGAUUCUGACGCAGAGCGCAAUGGAGAAGAAGAAAGCGACAAUGAUGAGCCGACGACAUCUGGAAUUGGAAUUUUGGGUGAAAACUUGAGGCCCCGCAAGGAACUUCCACCUCUUUUGCUUCCUUUGACCGAAGUGGAUAUGCCGAGACUUGAUUGGGUUGGGACAUCGUUUGGGCUAACUCUUCAACUUCACAAAUUUUGGAGCCGUAGCGGAAUGCGGAUGCUAUAUUUGAGACAAACCAAGAAUGAGCUUACGGGUGAACAUUCAUCCAUUAUGGUCCGUGCUCUACCAAGGCGAAGUGGUGUCGAUGACUCUUGGCUUUACGCGUAUCUGAGUGAUGCUAGGCGACGAUUCACCACUCUCUUUAGCGGGCCUUUUCGCCACUUGGACGUUAGGCUUGCUCUUUCCGUGUUCGAUAAUAUGGAUGUGCCAAGCAACACCACCGAAGCUAAGCAACGCGCAGGAGCUUUGGCAGGCACUCUUACCUUCAAGGAACUCGACUACUUCUUGACACCAUAUGACUUGAAGCGCCUUGAAUUAUACGGACGAAAUUUAUGUGAUCAUCACCUUGUAAUGGAUCUACUACCAAUAAUUGGGCGAUUGUACUUCACUGGGCGUUUUGGAUCUGACUUCAACUUAUCUAGCGUCCAAGCCGCGCUCUUCUGUGGGAUUGGACUACAGAACAAGAGCGUCGACAUUUUGACGAGAGAGCUUGGUCUGCCAACCAAUCAAGUCCUUGCAAUGUUCAAUAAAGCAGUGCGAAAAAUGUCCAUUGCCUUGAACUCUGUCGUUGAGGAGAAAGAGAAAGAGAGUCUCUUAACUGGUGAGAAACGAAGCAGAAUUGAAGAAAGUGCCGAACAGAUGCGUCAUGUUUCUCGGCAAACUUUGGAUGAAGAUGCCGAGCAAGCUGGCCAGGAAGCGAUCGCAACGCUCAGGGCGAACGAGAUGGCGAACCAUCUACCGGAGCUUGCACACGAUACUGAAAUGCUGAAGUACGUCGUCAAGGGAUCUGAUAAACAGUGGGAAAAGGUCCUCCAAGACAAAGAUAAAAGAGAAAAAUUGUUGACGAUGACGACAUAG
Molecule: messenger RNA, 3233 nt
Organism: Phaeodactylum tricornutum CCAP 1055/1
Lineage: Eukaryota; Bacillariophyta; Bacillariophyceae; Surirellales; Neidiaceae
Exons: 4
Coding region: 78-3233 (1051 amino acids)
Biological process (GO): rRNA acetylation involved in maturation of SSU-rRNA
Cellular component (GO): nucleolus; 90S preribosome
Molecular function (GO): ATP binding; tRNA binding; 18S rRNA cytidine N-acetyltransferase activity
Source: RefSeq, a predicted model, not a curated record